Messenger RNA from Arachis stenosperma, 3138 nucleotides. RefSeq lists its product as uncharacterized. The transcript is spliced from 13 exons. Gene Ontology annotation, molecular function: ribosome binding; GTP binding. The record is from RefSeq and is a predicted model, not a curated record. Gene Ontology annotation, cellular component: cytoplasm. The coding region runs from base 514 to 1875 and encodes 453 amino acids. Lineage: Eukaryota; Viridiplantae; Streptophyta; Magnoliopsida; Fabales; Fabaceae.
CCCAGCCGUUUCCCCCUUUCACUCAUCAGCUUCAUUUUUCAUCACACAGAGCAAAGAAAGAGAGACCCGAAAGAGAGAGAGAGCUGAACGGAAGAGAGAGGGAGAUCCAGAGGAGGCGCCGCUGGGCCAGAGCUGCCGCUGGGAGGGUCCUCGCCGCUGCCGCCAUAGCCAUGCAGUUGCUGUCUAGUCGUCAUCGUCGUCGCGCUCGCCAGAACCGAGGCAGAGAGCAGCGCCGAGAGGAAGCCCGUUGCUGCCAGCUUUGUCGGAUCUUUGUCAUCGAACCCGUCCUUGCCGCCGCCAUUGGAGUCGCGAACGGAGGAGGGUGAAGAGGCACGAAAGGGAGCGCCGCGGUGUUGCCGUGGUCGUCGAGUGGCUGGGCUUGCCAUCGUCGCGGAUGGGUGGCUGUUGCGCCGCCGUUCGUUGCUGCCUUGUCCGUGCUGCCGCUUUGAUCGCCGGUAACCACCGGUGGAACCCCAUCUUCUCGGUAACGUAGGGUCGAAUUACGAGUCUUGCAUGCUGAAUUCAAUUGUUGUUGCCUGCGACAUUAAGCUGCUGCAUCAUCACCGGAGCUGUUGCUGCUCCGUGUUCUCGGUUAAUCGUAAGUCUGGAUCGAGUUCCGGUUAUUGUAUGUUACAAUUCAAGCUGUUUCGGUUGUUGCGGAAGUGGAUAAAGCUGAGGUUAGGUCGCUGGCCAAGGAAAAAGGGGUUUUUGGCGCGUUUUGGUUUUGGAGUUUCGACUUUGACGCUUACUUCUCCAAAUCCAAGGACAUACAUUGGCUCCGGAAAGGUUUCUGAAAUUAAGAGUACAAUCCAUGCCUUGGAUGUUGAAACUGUAAUCUUUUAUGAUGAGCUAUCACCUGGGCAAUUGCGCAACCUGGAAAAGGUUUUUGGUGGGGACGUGAGAGUUUGUGAUCGAACUGCUCUCAUCCUUGAUAUAUUUAAUCAGGGAGCAGCAACACAUGAAGCAUCGUUACAGGUUUCAUUAGCACAAAUGGAAUACCAACUACCGCGUCUAACAAAAAUGUGGACACAUCUUGAGCGUCAAUCAGGAGGAAAGGUGAAGGGAAUGGGAGAAAAACAAAUAGAAGUGGACAAGCGUAUUUUGCGAAACCAAAUUGGUGCACUUAAGAAAGAGCUAGAAUCUGUUAGGAAACACCGACAGCAGUACCGUAACAGGCGUUUCUCAGUACCUGUGCCGGUGGUAGCCUUGGUUGGGUACACAAAUGCUGGAAAGAGUACCCUUUUAAAUCAAUUAACUGGGGCAGAUGUUUUUGCCGAGGAUAAAUUAUUUGCAACUUUAGAUCCAACUACAAGGAGGGUCCAGCUGAAGAAUGGAAAGGAGUUUCUCCUAACAGACACUGUUGGUUUUAUUCAGAAAUUGCCAACUCAACUGGUUGCUGCCUUCAGAGCUACGCUGGAGGAGAUAUCAGAGUCGUCACUUCUGGUGCAUGUAGUUGAUAUCAGUCAUCCCCUGGCAGAGCAACAAAUAAAUGCUGUUGACAAAGUUCUGUCAGAACUAGAUGUAUCAUCUAUUCCAAGAUUGAUGGUUUGGAACAAGGUUGAUAAGGCUAGUGAUCCCCAGAAAAUCAGGUUAGAAGCUGAAAAUAGAGAUGAUGUUGUAUGCAUAUCUGCAUUAACGGGUGAUGGCCUACCAGAAUUCUGUAACUCAGUUCAAGAAAAAUUGAAGGACUCCAUGGUGUGGGUUGAAGCUUUGGUACCAUUUGAAAAUGGAGACCUUCUCAGCACCAUACACCAAGUUGGAAUGGUUGAGAAAACUGAAUACACAGAGCAAGGGACAUAUAUCAAGGCACAUGUGCCCCUUCGUUUUGCAAGAUUGCUGACACCCAUGAGGCAAAUGUGUGUAUCCCAAUCUUAACUUCUUAAAUGUAUAUAAUUUGGUAGUUUAUAAAGUUAUAAAUAUCUUUUGUAUCAUACAUGUCACUUUAAAGAUGUACAUAUUUAUGUAAUUCUUGUAAUCAUACUCCCGUGCCCUUUAAAAAUUUAAAUACAUAUAUGACUAAGGAACUAUGGGAAUGCAAGUUUUGCAAAAGGUGAUUGCAACUACAUUUGUCAUACAUGAUUCCAUUCCUUUCUUUGUUUUCAAACAUUAAGAUGGCAUAUUCUGCAAAAUUCCUGAGAUACAUCAGCAAUAUCUGUUGCAUUCAAAGAGAAAUGUGUUAUGCUCAUCAGCAAUAACCAAUAGCACAUUAGCAGAGAUGUGGUGUGCUUUAUAUACAUAAAAAAAACUUGGUGAUGUUUCAAAGGUACUCAGAGUAAUGCUACCAACAUUUUAAAUUUGAUUACAUUUUAUUGUGAAAUAUAUUAAGUUUGAUUCAAUAAAUGUAUAAUUAUGUUGCUUAUGUAUCAUGAUUUUAGUGAUCAAAUAUUGUAUUAAUAUGCAUAAGAAUUUCAUUCUAGCUGUUGACUGGUGUAUGCCCAAGUCAUGAAAUCAAAAUUGCUGACUCUAAAGUAUGAACUGCCUUUACCAACUCUUUGAAACAUUUCUCCUUAAGCAAUUCACAGUGCAAUAUGGUUCAAUAUUGAAGUUCACCAAUGUUCAUUUGUGUAACAUGAAUGGAAACUGAAAGUAUUGAGUAAUGUCAGGCCCUCAGGGCACUUGUUCUAUUCUUCGAACCAAAGUCCUCUCUCUUUUUCCUUGCAUCCCAUAAAGAAACCAAAGAAAGAAAGAAAUACAGCUAUUCAAAUAGUGCUGUUAUCUUCUUUUGAAAAUAAAUUAUGACAAAGUCAAAUUUCAAUUGUUCUACACGUAAGAAAUAUCUUCUGAGAUAAUUUACAUGAAUCAGCAAGGCAAGAGAAUGUGAUUAUUCAGUAUGAAUAAUAAUACUCAAAAAAAGAAUAAAUUUAUCUGAUAAAAGAUAAAUUUGUCACUUUUAAAACUUUUUUGAUAUCAUUUUUAUCCCUUAUAAUUUUUUUGAAGGAUGAGAUUGGUGUUUAUUGUAAAUAAAUAAAAGGCAUAUAAUAACAAGAUGCCUAACUUCAGAGAAUAAGUGUGACCCUUUAUUUGGUCCCAAAUCAAAGUGGCAUUUCCCAUGUGAUCAUGACAGAUACAUGUACAUUUAUUUCCAUUUUCGGCCGAGUACUUAUCUGCCAUACUUUUAACCUUAAUAGUAGUGUAAAA